UUAAAAUUAACUUUUUUUUAUAAUACAUUAUUUACUAAAUAGUAAAGACAAAUUUCAAAUUUAUAAAUCCAAAUAAUAACGAAGCAUUUAUUUAUAUUUAGCAAAUGUAUUUCAGUAUUUUUAUAUAUAUAUGCAUAAGUAAUAGAAUAUAAAAGUGAUAAAAAAAUUGACAUCGCUUGACAAAUGUAGCUAGAGAUGAGUCGUUCGGAUAAGAGUGCUGAUGAAAACUUACUUUGGUUUCAUGGUAAAAUUUCAAGAGAAAAAGCAGAAGAAAUAUUACGUUCAGAAAACCGCAAUGGAAUUUUUUUAGUUCGUGAAAGCAAUACAUCAAGUGGGGAUUAUGUUUUAUCUGUUUUCUUUCAGGAAAAAAUUUGUCAUUAUCAAAUAAGAAGACAUGGAGAGGAUGCCUUUUUUUCCAUUAAAGAUGUAAAAUUUCAUGGCUUAGAAACUUUAAUAGAAUUUUAUAGAAAAUCUGCAGAUGAGUUAGAAACGCAAUUAAAUGAAUUUGUUAAAGGACAACCCCCACCGAAUGAUUCCCGAAGCCACGGACGAACAAAUUUACUUCAUCGUGCAACCAAAGAAAAUAAUAAAACCAUUGUUUCAGAACUUUUAAAAUGUGGUUAUAGAAAUUUCGAUGCCAAGAAUCAAAAUGGACAAACUGCACUUCAUGUUGCAUGUAUCAAUAGUUCCGAAGAAAUUUUAAAAUUGUUAAUCAAUGUUGGAGCAAAUGUUAAUUGCAGAGAUACUGAAGGCAAUACACCAUUGCAUUAUGCUUGUAGAACAAAAUCUGUUAGUUUUAUUAAGACAUUAAUUAAUGCUAAAGCCAAUAUCCAUAUACGAAAUAUAACCACCGGAUACGUUCCAUUACAUGAUGCUGCAAAAUCUGGAAACUUAGAAAUCGUAAAAUUGCUCUUAGAAUUAGAUGCUGCUCACUUAGCUAGAACGAGUAGCGGCGAGUUUCCGUUAGAUUUAGCUAUUGAAGCAGGUCAUCAUGAUGUUAUAAAUUUACUAAAAAACUACAUUCCUAAACCACCUAACACUAACAAAGACCAUUGGUAUCAUGGGACUUUAUCAAGAGAUGAAGCAGUUCUUCUACUGAAUGAAUUUGCUGAAGAAUGUAGAAAACGACCAAAAGAAAAUAAUUGUUCUGAUUCAAACGACAAAAAUGAUCCUUCAGGACUAUUUUUGAUCAGAUUUUCUAACAGAACUGGUUAUGUUCUAACAUUACUAGCAGAUAAUGAAGUCAGAAAUUUUAAAAUACAACAAUAUUUUUCGCACACCCAUCAUUUUUAUAUAGACGAAGGACCUUAUCUGCCUUCUUUAGAGCAUCUGGUGCAACAUUAUUCGACUUAUUCCGAUGGUUUACCUGUAAAUUUACGUUUGCCAGUCCCGCCAAAACCAAAACCACCAUUACCACAGUUUUCUACUAUGCCGAAAGCUUCCUCCAAAAGAUAUUUGGGCCAUAAAACAUCAAUAGGUAAUCUUUCAGCUGAUACGCCGUAUAUACCUCAAGCGAUCACAUCUCCUCAUCCUGGAGACGAUGCAAUGAAUAGAGUUGGUUUAUUUGAAGGGGGUGUUAGUCCCCCGCCACCAAUUAAUUAUAGUGAAGGAAAUUUUCAAACUAAUAGUGUAGGGAGCAUUGAGAAAAAAUUAAAAGACAAACGCGACAUGACAAUAUUUCGUAGUUUUAAGCCUCGCUCACAAAAAAAAAAUUACCUCGUAGAUGGCGUACGUAGUUUGAGGAAAGCAAAGUUAAAAUCACCAAAUAAACAUGAACAACGAAAACUAUCUCAUGACGAAAAGAUGUUGCAAGGAAGUAGUUGCCUAGAUAAAGAUGAUCCUGAAUUAAGCAUUAAACGUAUUGAACCACUUAUGAAAAAUUUGUGUUUUUCGACAGACUUUAUUAAUAAAUCAGCUUGUGAAAGCUUUUAUAACAUACCUAAGAAGAGUUGUUCUAUUGUCGAUAUAGACAUUGGAGAAAAUGAUAUUAACAAAUCGAACUUCCCAAAAAUUGAUAGAAUCAACGCAAAUAUUCAAGAAGACUCGAAACCUGAAGAAAUAGAGGAAAAUUAUUAUACAAAAAGUGAUAAAAUGAUAGAAAUGGAACGAAAUGAGGGAAUUUCUAGAAACGACCAAUAUUUUAUUGACGCUCCUCCACCAAUUAAUAUGAAAACCUAUCCUCAAACAACAAUCAACAACUCGAAUUUGAAAUGCGAUCCAUCUAAUAAUACAUCUCCUGCUGAUUAUGUUCCUACUGUAGAUGUCCGACAAUUUAUAGAUGGACUGAGCCGUUUCAAUUCAUCUCCAAAAAACUUAGAUGAAUCUUCAGCAGAAUUACGAGAACUAUCUAAGCAUCCGGAAAGAUUAGAUUCUAUUAUAUCAAACGCCAGUACUGCUAGUGAAAUUACCCACUUUUUAAAUCGACAGAAUAAUUCUAACCAAUUAGCCAAUCCUGAAGUUAAAUCAAAAUCCAACUAUUUCAUUCCUAGUGAAUGCUUAGUAUUAAAGGAAAUAAUAGGUGAAGGUGAAUUUGGUUCUGUUUAUCGAGGGUAUUUAGUACAGCAAGGGUCGGGAAAAAAUGUUGAAAGUGGUUUAAGCUCUAUUCGAUAUGAAGUAGCCAUCAAAACUUUACACGAUGAUUGUCGUAUGAACAAGCAAGAAUUUUUACGUGAGGCAUCUGUCAUGAUAAGACUGCAACAUCAUUGUAUUGUUAACUUAAUUGGCAUUUCUAAAAGUUCAUCUAGCUUAAUGAUGGUUCAAGAGUUGGUAUCUCUUGGUUCUAUGUUACAAUACAUAAUACAAAAUACAAAUAAAAUAAAUCCGAAUUAUGAACUAAAAUUAUGGGCAUCCCAGAUUGCUUGUGGUAUGCAUUAUUUAGAGUCCCAACAUUUCGUUCACCGUGAUCUAGCAGCCAGAAAUAUCUUAUUGUCUUCAAGAAAUCAAGCAAAAAUUAGUGAUUUCGGCUUAUCAAGAGCCAUUGGUACUGGAAAUGAUUGUUAUCAAGCUAGUCAAGGUGGAAAAUGGCCAAUAAAAUGGUAUGCACCAGAAAGUUUUAAUCAUGGGUAUUUUUCUCAUGCAAGCGAUGUGUGGUCUUUUGGAGUUACCCUGUGGGAAAUGUAUUCAAUGGGGGAACCACCAUAUGGUGAUAUGAGGGGUGUUGAUGCAAUAAAAUUGAUAGAAGAAGGAAAACGGUUAUCUCAACCGGCAUUAUGUCCCGAUAAUGUAUAUAAAAUAAUGGAGCAUUGUUGGAAUUAUAAACCAAAAGAUCGACCUACAUUCCGUUAUUUAACCGAAUUUUUUGCUAGUGAUCCUGAUUAUCAAAAUAUUUUGGAAUUAGUAAAAAGUGAACAUAUAAGUUAAAUUAAUUUUUUAUGUAAAAGGUGAACAUAUAAUACAGUUAUGUUUUUAUUUAAAAAUAAAUAUCAAAUGUGUAUGUUAAUAUUUUAUAAUUUUAAUUUAUAUUUGUUAAUUAAUUUUAUGCAAAACAAUUAUAUGUAAUCCAAUCCAUACGUAUAGUAGCUGUGAAUUUUUUACACAAAAAAAGCAAAGCAAAAAUUUACAUUUUGUUAAUCUGAAUCGUAUUUAAAAGUCUAGCAUUCAAAAUGCCAUAAAAGUGUGUAAAUUUUUGAAAAUUAAAAAUAAUUCUAUUUUUUUUUUUUGUAUUUCAUUUUCAGUUAUUUUAGCUAGAUAUUAAUUAAUAAUUAUGAAUAAAUUCUAUAAAUUAAAUCAAAAUUUUUAUAAUGAGAAACAAUAUUAUAUAAUAAUUUGUACCUAUCUUUCUAUGAAAAUAAAAAAAUCGU
Molecule: messenger RNA, 3800 nt
Organism: Condylostylus longicornis
Lineage: Eukaryota; Metazoa; Arthropoda; Insecta; Diptera; Dolichopodidae
Gene: Shark
Product: tyrosine-protein kinase Shark
Exons: 9
Coding region: 196-3360 (1054 amino acids)
Biological process (GO): protein phosphorylation; cell surface receptor protein tyrosine kinase signaling pathway; innate immune response
Cellular component (GO): extrinsic component of cytoplasmic side of plasma membrane
Molecular function (GO): signaling receptor binding; ATP binding; non-membrane spanning protein tyrosine kinase activity
Source: RefSeq, a predicted model, not a curated record